GAAUCCUAUUGUAGAAGGGAUUGAAUCUUGCGUGCGAAUCAAGUUAAAAAUUUGCGCCUAUUUUUUUCACUUCAAUUGGAGUUCCAACCAUGACGGAAGUGGAGGGCAUUUCUCAGUACGUCAGUACCUCCAAACAAGUGUGGGCCAGUUUCUCGGUGUUUUUCAUGAGUUUGUCCGUGGGAGCCAGUAGCGGGUUUUCAGGGGUAGCUUUGCCCCAAUUGCAAGAUCCACAGCAAUCAAACUUCCCACUGACCGAUGCUCAAGCAUCUUGGUUUGCCAGUCUGUCCACGUUUGCCAUGAUUCCCACGUGCGUUUUGGGCGGCGUGAUGGGUCACAAAUGGGGUCGAAAGCACGCAUUGCUCACCAUAUCGCCAAUCUUUUCCAUGGGAUUCCUUUGUCAAGCGUUUGCACAAGACGUUGUUAUGCUGAUAUUUGGCCGAUUUCUAACCGGUUGUGCCUCGGGACUGGCUUGUGGACCAACUGCCGUAUAUGUGAGUGAAAUUGCUACUCCCAAACUGAGGACCACCCUAGGGGCGGGAAUUAGUGGAUCGUACAACGUGGGCAUGGUGCUAAUCUUUUCCUUGGGUGCAUUCUGUCAUUGGCGUGUUUUAGCGGGGGUUUCAGCCUUGUUUCCUUGCUUGGGCUUUCUAGCCAUGCUUUUCAUUCCGGAAUCUCCCGCUUGGUUGCACAUUGAAGGGGAUGUUGAGGGCACCAAGAAAGCGCUGAAGUGGUUCAUGCCAAAAAAUGGGGGCUGUCCUGACGACGAAUUUGAACACUUGACUUCGGACAUGUUUCUGGAACAAGUUCAAAACAACGAGAAAUCAAGGAGCCAUGAAGUUCGGGGUUGGAGGAAUCGGUGGUCUCAGCUCCCUUUAGCUCGACGUGAAAUUUGGCGACCUUUGCUCGUCGUGAUGAGUCUAUUCGCCCUCCAACAAGCCAGUGGAAUGAGUGCUUUGUCCUACUACGCGGUCAAUAUUUUCCAAGGGGCAGGAUCGAGCAUAAAUGAGUACGUGGCCACCAUCAUCUUUGGUCUCACUCGAUUGGUCAGCCAAAUCCUGGGAUCGUUCUUGCUCAUUCGUUUCAAACGACUCCAUUUAUUGACGAUUUCCUGUGCCUUUGUUUCGAUGGGAUUCUGCAUUUUGGCCACAUCGGCCUACUUGAAUAACAAAGCUUUGGGCCAAUCCUCGCUUGAUGUUGACGGACAUUCGGGGGAUUUCUCACUUCUUGGCGUUCUUCCAUUGAUCGGUGUCAUGAGUGUGGCUUUGGCUUACCACAUUGGAUUAGGACCCAUUCCGUGGUCUUACACAGCCGAGCUUUUCCCAGUGGAUGUCCGAUCGUUCAUGAGCGGCGUGUGUAAUUGCAUCGGGAACACGUACAUCUUUAUUACGGUGAAAUCGUUCCCAAGUUUGAUUGAUGCGCUGAGGUUCCCCAACUUACCCAAUGGAGGAGGCCCUGCAGGAGCCUUUUGGCUUUUCUCCGGCAUCUCGUUAUUGACUAUUGUCUAUGCAGCACUUUUCUUGCCAGAGACCAAAGGCAAGACUUUCGAAGAGAUCAGCCGAGGGUUCCAAAAGACGAAUAAGCGGAAAAGACAUUCAGAGGCCAGUAUUGUACUCAAUUUGUAAGCUCAAUAAAGGAAGAAAGAUUUAGCCAA
This is a messenger RNA of Tigriopus californicus, 1651 nucleotides long. RefSeq names its product facilitated trehalose transporter Tret1-2 homolog. Gene Ontology annotation, biological process: transmembrane transport. Gene Ontology annotation, cellular component: membrane. Bases 90 to 1622 code for a protein of 510 amino acids. The record is from RefSeq and is a predicted model, not a curated record. The transcript is spliced from 8 exons. NCBI's taxonomy places the organism in Eukaryota, Metazoa, Arthropoda, Copepoda, Harpacticoida, Harpacticidae. Gene Ontology annotation, molecular function: transmembrane transporter activity.